CUAGACACAGGCUUUGCAGCAGUUGAGCUGCUGGGACACUGUAAACCCCUGGUGACAUCCCUCCCUUUCAUAGGGCUUAGGGUGAUCUUGGCAUCUUCCUGUCAGAUAGUCUCAUUUAAGGUGCUGCCAGAAGAGAUGUUUCGCAGGAAAGCAAAGGCUUCCAAGUACAAGCCAGGUACCAAGACAAAGAGAAGAGCACCGUCGUCCAGACGCAAGCAUUUCAACAACCAGGCAAAAAAACACAAAGUUCAUCGAGAGAAACAGUUAAUUCAUCAAGCAGAAAGUCAUAAGAGUGUUUUGCACAAAGAGCCCGAAAAUAUAACAGAGAGGCUGAACAGACUAGAGGUAGAGAGGCUCAAGGGAGGAGACUUGGUUGAGUUCACGAAUGGAGUCUCGCUGGACUUUGGCGUCUACUUGGGUGAUGACACAGUGGCACAUUUGACAAGAAUCAGUAAAAAGUUUUCUUCUAAGUCUUCAGCUUGUUCCAGUAAUCAGCACUCCAGCGAAGUCCACAUGGAAGACGUUUUCGUUCUUGCCGGCAACAACAAGGUUGUACGCAAUAAUCUCUUGGAUGAAGAACUGAUACCACUUCCUCGCAGUGAGAUCAUGAUGAGAGUGGCGGACUGUCUGUGUCGGGUGGAUAUCCCCAACUUCCAGAACUCCACAGAGUUUGUUACCUGGUGCCGCUAUGGGGAGCCACCAGCCGCUAGAAAUGGUCCAUCUACGUUGCAAUAUUUUAAUCCUUUUUACUUGCUUCCUUUGCAUCGUCUUACUUUUACAAAUCUUUGUGACUGGGUCUUUCGUAACAAACAAAAGUGAGGUUUGUUUACCUGCCAAGCUUGUAGGACCUAUAUCUCUGUUCAUUGAAUUCUUUUGUUGGAGUGAGUUUCAAUUGUCGCUAUUACUCAAAAGCAAAUUCAGCAUCACAAAAGUGAAAUGUAGCAUUUGUAAUAAAGUGUUUGAUCUGUUUCAAGAGAUAAACUAAGAAAUGUGAUUCAUAAAAAUGUAUUCUAAACAAGCUACUCACAACGAUUAAUAGCACUCAAAACGUACUUAAAGCACAGUUUCGGUAAUCCAUUUUAUUAUUCAGAAACUAUAGAACAUUAAUUCAAUUUGUUUCUUUUUGGUUUAUCAAGCACUACAGGUUAGGAAGAGUUAACUACUGUCAAAUGUAAAACUGAGAAAAGUCAUUGUGGUUGUCAAUAUUUUUUUCUGCUACCUUGGCACUAUCACAAUAUUUUUAGAACGUAUUUUCUACGUUUAAUUAAGUUUGUUUAGACCAUUAACAGUCCACUGGUCAAGUUGCCAUCGUUCCUGUUAAUGACCUGAAAGAAUGUUGAAGUCGGGGCCAUAAAUGUUGACCAGUGAGACAUGACAGGCGGACCUGAACUGGACUGCUGUGUUCAAGACUUUAGUACAUGCCAGCUUCCCUGAAUCGGUUCCACAUCAAAGGGUUACCAGGGACAGGGAUAUGUGUUUGUGUAGAUUAGGUUGUUGAGACUGGAACUUACCAGAGAACGGUGGAUUUAUAUACAUGUGUAUUCAUGUGCAUUCUUGUGUGGAUAAGAUAUGUAUAUGCAGAUGGUCAGUUGUAAGUAUAGACUGUGCAUGGUACAUGCAGACUGUGAAUUAUAUUCGGUUGUUGGAAAACUUA
Pomacea canaliculata is the source of this 1654-nucleotide messenger RNA. Its product is annotated as HRAS-like suppressor 3. Lineage: Eukaryota; Metazoa; Mollusca; Gastropoda; Architaenioglossa; Ampullariidae. Gene Ontology annotation, biological process: N-acylphosphatidylethanolamine metabolic process. The transcript is spliced from 5 exons. The record is from RefSeq and is a predicted model, not a curated record. The coding region runs from base 136 to 819 and encodes 227 amino acids. Gene Ontology annotation, molecular function: glycerophospholipid phospholipase A1 activity; A2-type glycerophospholipase activity. Gene Ontology annotation, cellular component: cytoplasm.